Messenger RNA from Pseudopodoces humilis (Tibetan ground-tit), 1488 nucleotides. RefSeq names its product INSM transcriptional repressor 2 (gene INSM2). Gene Ontology annotation, molecular function: RNA polymerase II cis-regulatory region sequence-specific DNA binding; DNA-binding transcription repressor activity, RNA polymerase II-specific. Gene Ontology annotation, cellular component: transcription repressor complex; nucleus. Gene Ontology annotation, biological process: negative regulation of transcription by RNA polymerase II; regulation of cell cycle process; neuron differentiation. The record is from RefSeq and is a predicted model, not a curated record. Lineage: Eukaryota; Metazoa; Chordata; Aves; Passeriformes; Paridae.
AUGACGCCCGGGCGGAGCGGGCGCCGGGGCUAUAAAGGCCGGGCGGGCCGGCGGUGCCGCGCUCUCGCUGUCCCGCACCGCCCCGCCAUGCCGCGCGGCUUCCUCGUCAAGCGCAGCCGGAGACCCGGCGGCUCCUACCGGGCACGCCCGCGGGAGCGGGACCCGGACCGGGACCCUCCGCCCACCCCGCUGCCGCCCCCGCCGCCCGCCGCAGGGGAUGGCCCCGCUGCUAGACAGGGAGCGGAGGAGAAGGGCGAGGAGAAGGAAGGAGCCGUCGCCGCUUGCCCCGCGACGUGGCCCCCCGGCGGCGGCUGCGGCGGCCCCGGGCUCACCCCGCCGGAGGCUCCGGCCGUCUGGGGGGCGACGGGGCCGUGCAGCGCGGCGGGGCCGCGGGCGGCUCUCUUCGAGCGGUGCCUCAGCUCCCCCGCCUCAGCCGAGUCCUUUCCCCUGGCCGCCUCCUUCCCGCCCGCCGAGAAGCUGCUGCUGCAGCCGCGCACGCCGCUGCCCGCCCCGCCGCUGCCGUCGGUGCCCGCGCUGAAGCGGCCGUCUCGGGCCAAGGCGCCGGCCAAGAAGGGCAAGGCCACGCGGAAGCUGAGCUUCGCCGACGAGGUGACCACUUCGCCCGUGCUGGGGCUGCGCAUCAAAGAGGAGGGGCCCGAGGGCCGGCCGGGGCCGCCGGCGGGGCGCACGCCGCUCGGCGAGUUCAUCUGCCAGCUGUGCAAGGAGCAGUACGCGGACCCGCUGGCGCUGGCCCAGCACCGCUGCUCCCGCAUCGUGCGCGUCGAGUACCGCUGCCCCGAGUGCCACAAGAUCUUCAGCUGUCCCGCCAACCUGGCCUCGCACCGCCGCUGGCACAAGCCGCGUCCGGGCCCCAGCGCCGAAGGCGCCGCCUCCGCUCCGCCGGGCAAGGAGAACAGCCCCGAGCGGCGGCCCCGCGGCCCCGCCGCGCCCCAGCCACCGCCGCCGACCCGUCAGCACCGCGGCGGCGCGGACAGCGCCGGCGGCGCCCCGACCGCCCCCGGCUGCAGCCCCGGCCCGGCUCACGGCGGCGCUCCCGGUCCGGGCGGCGGCCCCGGCGGGGAGGCGUUCGCCUGUCCCUGCUGCCAAAAGCGGUUCCGGCGGCAGGCUUACCUCCGCAAGCACCUGGGCACCCACGGGGCAGCGCGGCCUGCCGCCUUCGGCCCGCCGGAGCGCGGGCCCCUCACCUUCGCCUGCCACCUCUGCGGCGCCCGCUUCCCCUCGGCGGACAUCAGGGACAAGCACCGGCUGUGGCACGCCGUGCGGGAGGAGCUGCUGCUGCCGCCGCCGCCGCCCGCCGGGGUCCCCGAGAGCGGCUCGGCGGGCGGCGAGCGGCAGGGCUUCCCCUGCAAACACUGCCCCGCCACCUUCUUCAGCGCGCCCGGGCUGGCGCGGCACGCCAGCAAGUGCCACCCGCCGGAGAGCAGGCAGGUCCUGCUGCUCCAGGUGCCCGUCCGGCCGGGCUGCUAG